Molecule: messenger RNA, 741 nt
Organism: Phytophthora sojae
Lineage: Eukaryota; Oomycota; Peronosporomycetes; Peronosporales; Peronosporaceae
Product: necrosis inducing-like protein NPP1 type
Exons: 1
Coding region: 1-741 (246 amino acids)
Source: RefSeq, a predicted model, not a curated record
AUGUAUGUCCGAGCACUCUUCGCCCUCCUUGCUACCGCCGUCUGCACUGCCAAACCUAUCGACUACGACAAAGUUGUGCCGUUCGCUCAACCUCAGCCAGUUACGAUCUCGGAGAAAAUCGCCGUUCGCUUCAACCCGACACUCGACAUCGAUGGGGGCUGCUAUCCGUAUCCUGCUGUGAACGCCGCCGGUGAGAUCACGGGCGGUCUCAAGCCGACUAUGGGGAAGCAAGGCUGCUUAGACCCUCCAGCGGGAUCGCAGGUGUACGGCCGAGCAACGUGGCAUAAUGACCGGUACGCCAUCAUGUUUGCCUGGUACUUCCCGAAGGCGUUCACGAGACGCAAACCGAGUAAGCGCCACGACUGGGCGAAUGUUGUGAUCUGGAUCGAUAACCCGACUGUGGAACUGCCGUCAGUACUUCAAAUCACGGUCCCGGAUGAUCUUGGGCGGAUGGUGUCUGGUGACUCUGGUCAAUGCUUCGAUGGCCUGAAGCCGACACUCAAAUCGACAACGCCCCACUUCGUUCUCACUCUCCAAUUCAUCAACACGCGCACAGUGACCUACUGCCACGCGCCCGGCAGCAGCGCUCCCCUGAAUCUCAUCAUGUGGGACCAACUGACCGAAGCCGCGCGAAACCCGCUGAAUACGGCGAGCUUCGACGGCUCCCAGGUCCCCUUCAACGAACCAAACUUUGCUGCAAAAUUGGACGAAGCUGCGGGUAAAAGGCCCAUGGCUAGAUAA